Messenger RNA from Parnassius apollo (apollo), 288 nucleotides. The record is from the annotation of a GenBank genome assembly. NCBI's taxonomy places the organism in Eukaryota, Metazoa, Arthropoda, Insecta, Lepidoptera, Papilionidae.
AUGCUAUGGCGGAUUGAUAGCUGGCAAAAAUAUGGUCCUAAUGAAUGCAAUAUGUCUUUAAGGAUAGUUUGCGACCAACUACUUAUUACUUCAGAGAAUAAAGUUUUAGAAACUAUCAAUAUGAAUGAAAAAAUAAAAGACGUCACCAGUUUUACUACUGAUUUACCGCCAUGUUUUAAGAACUUCGUUAGACUGUGCCUUCUGGAUCCAUCAUUUCCAAAAUUGGUCCAAGAAACUCAAAACCUUCUCAACAACAAAAUUAAUAAAGAUUCGGAUUUCACGGAGUGA